Molecule: messenger RNA, 3560 nt
Organism: Ahaetulla prasina
Lineage: Eukaryota; Metazoa; Chordata; Lepidosauria; Squamata; Colubridae
Gene: APEX1
Product: apurinic/apyrimidinic endodeoxyribonuclease 1
Exons: 5
Coding region: 16-1173 (385 amino acids)
Biological process (GO): base-excision repair
Cellular component (GO): nucleus
Molecular function (GO): endonuclease activity; double-stranded DNA 3'-5' DNA exonuclease activity; phosphoric diester hydrolase activity
Source: RefSeq, a predicted model, not a curated record
CUCAGCCUUUGUCACAUGAUCCUUUCCACUCCACGUGUUCGUCUUUCUCUCCAUUCAAGCGUUCCUGCGGAUUCUCUCCAGGUCGACUUCGGUGGGUUGCAAAAGGAAGCCUCGCGUGCGGUGCGGUCCGGUGUGGAGACGCUACUGUUGAGAAGCCUAACGUUGGCCAAACAGAGUAGCCAGAUUCUUCGCCUGAGACAUACUUUAAAGUCUACAAUGCCGAAACGCGAGAAGAGCGAGGACGAGAUCCUUCCAGUGGAUAAAGGAAGCUCAGAACCUGAGCCAAAAAAGUUUAUGAAAGAGCGUGAAGCCGAGAAACUAUCAGAAAAACAGGGCGAAUGUUCGUUCUCGUAUCAAGAUCCUCCUGAUAAGCUCACUUCACCCAGUGACAAAAAAUACACUUUAAAAAUAACUUCCUGGAAUAUCGAUGGUAUCCGGGCUUGGUUCAAAAAAAAUGGCCUAGAGUGGGUCAAGAAGGAGGAUCCCGAUGUCCUCUGUUUUCAAGAGACAAAGUGUGUCGAGAGGCAAUUGCCAGCAGAAAUUAUUGAGCUGGCUGCCUAUCCCCAUAAAUUUUGGGCCUGCUCUAUUGACAAGGAUGGCUACAGCGGUGUGGGUCUUCUUUCAAAGAACAAACCUUUGGAUGUCAUAUAUGGCAUAGGUGAGGAAGACUAUGAUAAAGAAGGCCGGGUGAUAACAGGGGAAUUUGAUUCCUACUUUCUGGUGACCGCCUAUGUCCCCAACGCCGGUCGAGGACUGGUGCGCCUGGAAUACCGCCAACGUUGGGAUGUGGCCUUCCGCUCUUACCUAGAAGGCUUGGCUGCCCGCAAGCCCGUUAUCCUGUGCGGCGACCUCAAUGUAGCCCAUCAGGAAAUUGAUCUGAAGAACCCCAGAGGAAAUAAGAAAAGCGCUGGGUUCACUCCAGAAGAGCGUGCUGGGUUCACUCAGCUGUUAGAAGCUGGCUUUGUCGACACUUUCCGACAUCUGUAUCCUGACGCCACCAAUGCGUAUACUUUCUGGACAUAUAUGAUGAAUUCCCGGGCUAAGAAUGUGGGAUGGAGGCUUGAUUAUUUUAUAAUCUCCAAAAGCCUUGUAGAUGGGUUAUGUGACAGUAAGAUCCGCUCCUCAGUCUUGGGGAGUGACCACUGCCCCAUCACUCUCUAUAUGGCUAUAUAACACAUGCAACCGAAGGCCCAAACCUAUUGUAGCUUGAGUGGGAAAAGAAAAUCAAAGCUAAAAUCAUGUCUAUGACUACUCAACCCUAAUUUUAGAGCAGUGUUUUUCAAUCAUGGCAGCUUUCAGACUUGUGGACUUUAACUCUCACAAUUCUGGUUGGCUGACUAGGUAAUUCUGGGAGUUGGAAGUCCACACAUCUUAAGGUCACCAAGGUUGAGAAACACUGCUCCAGAGUCAGGAUCUGAAUCCUUUUCCAUAAGUUAGCCCCAUCCCAGGCUACUAAUAGGUUUCCACAAUGUAAAAAUAUUUCUCUCAAAAGGUGUGUGGCUACUUUGGGGCUAACUGGAAAUAAGGUCUGUUUCUGUUUCUGCCAGUUCCAGUUCUCCAGGGAAGAUGGCUUAAAACGAGUGGGGAACUGUGGUCAUUUUAUGACCUGUGGACUUCAACUUCCAUAAUUCCUGAGCCAUCAUAGCUGCCUCCAGAAUUCUGGGAGUUGAAGUCCACAAGUCAUAAAGAGGCCAUAUUUCCUCACCUCUGGCUUAAAAGGUGGGCCUGGAGCAAGGUGGCAGGAAGCUAUCUCAGAUUCCUGAGAUAGCAAGGAUCACACUGGAGUCUUCUUUUCUAGCAUUUGCAGUAAAAGAAGAAGAAGCUAGGCUAAGUGGGGGCAUCACUCCUCUGCUAUUGUUCUCCAGAUGUUAGCUCUGUCUUCCUUAUUCUCAGUAUUGCCCCUCAUGAAAGGCCUCUUCACACCUCUCUUCCCCCCACCCCUUUCAGUGUUUUGGAAUAAACCGAAAUUUAUUUUGAUAUCCCAGAAAACAUUAAACUUCCUGUUUAUAAAAAUCAACCAAACUUGUCUCAUUUUUUAUCCGGAAUGCUAUCAUUUAGCAAUUUCAGUGUGGCCUUUUAAACAAUGAAUUCCUUUAGCUUUCAACUUUAUCACCACCUGAUGGUCGAAGUACUACGCAAGAAUUUCCCACCCAAAUUGGUUUUCACACUGACUUCGGUAAUUACCUAUUCUAUUCUUCACAACUCUCUUUUUUAUUUCCAAUACCGGAAAGCUAACAUGUCAUUAUUUCCCUUUAACCUGUGAGUACAUUUGUGUGCAUUUAUUUGCUUAAAACUAAAGCUUUCCACGGUCCGGUCAUGUCUGGCUCUAUUGGGUGAUGCUCGUGUUCAUUUCCUAGCUUGGAAACCAGGGUUGUCCAAAGAUGCUUUGUGGUCAUGUAGCCAGAAUGAUUAUACACACAGGAGCACUUAAUGCUGAUACAUUUCCCCUGAAGUGGUACCUAUUUAUAAUAAUAACAGAGUUGGAAGGAACCUUGGAGGUCUUCUAGUCCAACCCCCUGCCCAGGCAGGAAACCCUAUACCAUUUCAGACAUGGUUAUCCAACAUUUUCUUACAAAUUUCCAGUGUUGGAGCAUUCACAACUUCUGCAGGCAAGUUUAAUUAAUUUAAUUAAUGAUUAAUUGUUCUGUUAGGAAAUUUCUCCUUAGUUCUAAGUUGCAUCUCUCCUUGAUUAGUUUCCACACAUUGCUUCUUGUUCUACCCUCAGGUGCAUUGGAGAUUAGUUUGACUCCCUCUUCUUUGUGGCAACCCCUGAGAUAUUGGAACACUGCUAUCAUGUCUCCCCUAGUCCUUCUUUUCAUUAAACUAGGCAUACCGAGUUCUUGCAACCGUUCUUCAUAUGUUUUAGCCUCCAGUCCCCUAAUCAUCUUUGUUGCUCUUUUCUGCACUCUUUCUAGAGUCUCAAGAUCUUUUUUACAUCGUGGCGGCCAAAACUGAAUGCAAUAUUCCAAGUGUGGCCUUACCAAGGCAUUAUAAAGUGGUAUUAAGACGUCACAUGGUCGUGAUUCUAUCCCUCUGUUUAUGCAGCCCAGAACCCUGUUGGCUUUUUUGGCAGCUGCUGCACACUGCUGGCUCAUAUCUAAAUGGUUGUCCACUAGGACUCCAAGAUCCCUCUCACAGGUACUACUAUUGAGCAAGGUAUCACAUAUCCGGUACCUGUGCAUUUUGUUUUUUUGGCCUAAAUUUAGAACCUUACUUUUUUCACUGUUGAAUUUCAUUUUGUUAGAUAGUGCCCAAUGUUCUAGUGUGUCAAGAUCUUUCUGUAUCUUGAGCCUAUCUUCUGGAGUGUUAGCUAUUCCUGCCAGCUUGGUGUCAUUUGCAAAUUUGUUGAGUUCCCCAUCUAUCCCCUCGUCCAAGCCAUUGAUGAAGAUGUUGAAGAGUACUGGGCUAAAACAGAGCCUUGGGGUACUCCCAGUGGUGGGAUUAACCAGUUCGCAUCACUUCGGGAGAACCGGUUGUUAACUUUCUGAGCAGUUUGGUGAACUGGUUGUUGGAAGAAAUCAUUAGGGCAGAGAACCGGUUGUUAAAUCAUUUGAAUCCCA